AAGCAGGAUGGAGCCCCUAGCUGGAGCUGACACUGCCACCUUCCACCAGCGCUGGCCAGCCCGGCUGCUGCUGUGGGUCUCAACCCUGAGCUGUUCUUUCUCCUCACCAGCUUCUCUCCCUCCGUCCCUGGUACCCCGAGUCAGAAGCAGCUACACUCUGGGAAGGACGUUCCUCGGUCUUGAUAAAUGCAAUGCCUGCAUCGGGACAUCCAUCUGUAAGAAGUUCUUUAAAGAAGAAAUAAGCUUUGACAACUUGAUGACUUCCCACCUGAGACUGCCUCCUCAGGACUUGCCUUCUUAUGCUGCAAACUACUCAGAUGAUUCGAAAACCUGGCGCCCUGUGGAGGUCUCUCAGUUGGUCAGCAAGUACCAAAGCGAGAUCUCUGACAGGAGAAUAUGUGCCUCUGCAUCGGCUCCCAAAACCUGCAGCAUUGAGCGCAUCCUGCGAAAAACAGGGAGGUUCCAGAAAUGGCUGCAGGCCAAGCGACUCACACCUGACCUAGUGCAGGGCCUGCCCAGUCCCUUCCUGCGCUGCCCUUCCCAAAGACUCUUGGAUCGUGUGGUUCGACGCUAUGCUGAAGUGGUUGACGCUGGCAGCAUCUUCAUGGACCACUUCACCGACCGUGACAAGCUGCGUCUCCUCUACACACUGGCUGUCAAUGCACACCCCAUCAUUCUGCAGAUCUUCCCGGGGGCAGAGGGCUGGCCACUGCCCAAGUACCUGGGCUCCUGUGGUAGAUUCCUGAUCAGUACCAGCACCAGACCACUGCAAGAAUUUUACGAUGCACCCCCAGAGCAAGCUGCUGACCUUGCCUACCAACUCCUUGGGGUCCUGGAGUCCCUGAGGAGCAAUGAUUUGAACUAUUUCUUCUACUUCACCCAUGUUGAUGCAAACAUGUUUGGCAUCUUUGACAAUGGGCAUCUGUUCAUCCGGGAUGCCAGUGCACUAGGUGUCAUCGACAAGCAGGAAGGCAGCCAAGCAGCUUCCAGGACUGGAGAGAACGAAGACAUUUUUAGCUGCCUGGUGUCUGACUGCACGGUCCAGCUGUCCUCCUGUGACACUGUCCCUGAGAAGCAAAACCUGGUGCUGGUGUGUCAACAAUUGCUGCCUCGACUUCUCCAGGGAAAGUUUCCUUCCCCUGUGCAAGAGAAAAUAGACUCUGCUCUCAGUCUGUGUAGCAAGAAUGCCAGCACAGACAUGGAAGUUUUAGGGGCCACCAACCUACUGAAGGACAUCUUGAGACCCCUGAGAACCUGUGACCCUAGAUUUGCCUACCGCUACCCAGACUGCAAGUAUAAUGACAAGUUCUGAAUGACUGGGGCCUAAGUAGCUUGAAGGGACAAUCCACAAGCUCUUCCAUGUCCAUGGAUGAGUUGACACCAAAUUAGAAGAAGCAAUUUCAGUUUAAAUAUUUAAGUACAUUCCUUUCCUAAGAAACACUCAAAACUAGUGAAAGAAACUCGUCUAACGUGCUUGCCUUCAAGUCCUCUAAAAGUCAAGUGUCAAAACAUGAGCUUUCUUAGAGAGGACAUGCUAUGGGGAAGGUGAACAGGCAAAGGUUGACAGGCAAACUCGUGCUGCACUCUGAUUCGCCAGCAAAAAAAAAAAAAUAGUCAAUGCAAGAAAGUUUUUCUGGAUAUCUACAAGACCAAUAUGGAGCCAUACAUCAAGAGAGCUCCAUGUCUCCCAUGAACAGAUCUGCUGUAUUAGCCCUGUGUGUUCAGGGCUAUGCAGAACAGGCUGUCCAAGUGUGACUACAGCUUAGUUACAAAGACAGAUUUCAGAGCACAGCAGCCUGAGGGUCCAGACAGGUUUCAUUGUUCAUUGUAACUUCAGCCUGGGACCAGAGCCUGGUCUCUUCCGUAACACAUACUCCAGUGUAAGACUCAAAGGAGUCCUAAAAUUUUCGUCCAAAUGUGGCCUUACAAGUUUUAUUUAAAACAAAAAAACAAAACAAAAAAAACCACUUUUUUAAAGGUCAACCAGUGGAAUGCAUUUUCCUCUGCUGUGCCUUUAAAAUAUUUACCUACAUGGCUUAUGGGCCUCUGUGCAUGCCUCCUUAAUAAUUAUAAAGGGCUCUUAGACCUUUGCCUAGCCUCCCUACUAGACUUCUACUCCUGGGAAUGGAUCAGUCUACCUCCUUUCUUCUACCUCUAAAUCAGCACCUUGGAGGUCAGAACACUCAGUCAACAAGCCUUGCUGCACCCAUGGGGAAACAGAGGCCCAGGGAGGAUGUGAUUUGCUUGGAUAAUGCCGAAACCCUCCCUACCAGUUCAUUCACCUGUUGCCUUCCCCAUCAGUCUCAGACUCCCAUCUUGGACAAUUCAGUUCUAAUUUCAUUCACAUUUAAACAUGAAUCCCUAUCUUGUGGUAUACUGGGGAACCUUUCAGUUUUGCCUUUUGACUGCUCCAGACACUCUCUGUUCCCUGGCAACCACAGCAGUGAGGAUGGCAGACCAAGCUGCUGCAAGGACUGGCUUGUCAUGCUUGAGAAGCUUUAAAGCUGAUGUCUUCCGGUUGACUGUUGAGAAUGAAGUCCGACCACAUCUCCUUACUGACUUGCUUGGGGUAUGUGCUCCCAGACAGCCUCCUGACCAGAACCCAGGGAAGGGGCUACAGUCUCAGACUCCCCAAAGGUGCACAUGAACAUAAGACUGUCCUCAGGACUCUCCAGUACACAUGCCAGGCCUGGCCUCUCUCAACAGAACCAUUGUUUUUCCACUAAAGACUGUAAGUGACUUUGAGUGACGCCCCAGGGGGAGUUGAAAAGUAGAACUUACUGUAACCUUCUGCUUAUUCCUCUAUCACAUAUCUGUGGGGAAGGCAAGAAGAGGGAACAAAUGAAGACCUCUCCUCUGGACCAGUGACCUGGGACUCUAAAGAGUAGAGUCUUAGAAGGGAAAAUAGCCCUAGACACCUCUUGAAUCUAGACAAAGACAUCUUAUGUCCUCCUUGAUCGCAUCCCAGGAGAGAGCAAAGAACAAAACUAUCUGAGUACCCCCUGGAGAAUAGUGGGAUAUUUGUUUUUAGUACAAGCUAAAGCAAACUACAUGUUUUUGCAGCUGUGUGCAGAUCCGCAGGGCAGGCCAAAGGAGGACAAACAACUCUUAGGCAGGGCCUAACACUUUGGAGUGGCCUGGAAAUAGCUCCUCAGCUAGUGACCUCUUGCAAGAUCAGGAGAUUGAGAAGUCCCUUUUCUCAUGCCUUUUGAGAACAAAGCAGACUUGCUCUUUUCAUCGUGAUUGAAGAUCCAGGCCCCCUCCUAGGUCUUAUCUCCAAGGGAUAUACUCCCCACUACCUGCCAUCUGUUUAUUCUCUGCCGCUCCUUCUACAAAGGGCACCUCUCUCUCCAAUGCAGGAGUGUAGUAGGCAGACAGCACUGACUGCCAGCCCUUUGGGCUCUGCCUUGGUCACUCUGUGGCUUCACUCCAGGCCACACCCAUCCUAAGGCUUAUCCAUACCUAGUCACUGGGCUUGGCAAGAUGUGAUGUCUCAGGCAAUUUGGCCCACUUAGCUACAACUCUGAUGGGUAGUUUUUAUUCCCAAACUCUCCAUGAAUCAGACUAAGACUUUACUGGCCCUUCAUCACAGUCCAACUUCCCCCACUCCUCCUUUCCCUCUGAAUUCUUUUCACAGGUGUUGGCUACACAACUUGUGCCCAUUUUGUGCCAAAAAAUGGUAGCUCCAGAAAAGUAUGUUCACAUCUUAAUCCUCAGAAACUGUGACAAUUGCCUUAUAUGGGAUAUGGUUAAGGAUGCUGGGAUUUUCCAGGAUUAUCUAAGUGGGUCCUAAAUGGCAGCCCAUGUGUCUUCAUUAUGAGGGAGGCCAGGGGACUUUUAAGAGAGAAGAACCAGUGAUGUGAAAGCAGAGGCUAAGAUUGGAAUGAGGGCAACUAUAAGCCUCCAGCAGUCACCAGAAUCUGGAAGAGGCAAGCAAUGAACCUUCUGCCAUAUCCCCCAGAGGGAAUAUGGCUCUAAUGCUACCCUAACUUUAACCCAGUGAGCCCCAAGAACUGUGAGAGGAUAUAAAUCUAUUGGUAUACACCACCUCCUGUAUAGUGAUUUAUUUAAAUACCUUCAGGAAUCCAAUACAUACUCCAAAGUCUACUGAAUAUCAGCUUCCAGAGAGCUCCAACUGCAAUACUUGUCCACAGUCUACAGUGAGCAAAUGGAAAGUAGUCCUUGGGCUGAUGAUGUAGCAUACUGGUAGAGCCCUUGCUUAGCAUGCUCACGGCCCUAGUUUCGGUCCCAGUACAACAGAAGCAUGUCUUGGCAUGGGAAGCAUGAGCUGUAGCCCAGUGCAAGGCUAUGGGCGUCCUUCCUCCAAAGCUCUAAACACCAGGCCAGCCACUACAGAACACUUUCUGAACCUUGUCCCUGAAAUUCUGGUCCACAUGUUUGUGCCUCAUUUGAGUAUGAUUUCAGGAAAACCUGUGUCCUGCUUCCCCAUCUGUCUGGGAGCUUCCUGAGUCUGGGAGUGAUGUGGAGAACUUUGUGUUCCCCUCAACAAGGGAGAGCUGGACCCAGAGCAGAGGCUGAGAACAAUGAGUGCCUUCUUUAGCCCUUCCCUACAUUGUUCAUACACCAUACUGGCUACCCAUCAGAUUGAAGACUUCUCAACAGGCAAGAAACAGUUGAGUCAGCACUCAAGAGCCUUCAACCAGAAUAAAAUUAUCACCAGCUUGUCUCUACUCCCUGGGAUUUGAGUGGAGGCAUUAUUUUGCCAGUUUUUGUCAGCUAUGCCUUUUAGCCUCUAGGACUGGCUAUGUGACUUGUGGGGCCCAAAGACAAAUGAAAAUUUGAGAUGGACCUGUACAGAAACAACUUAUAGUUGCAAACUGAACCAGCAAAGCUAAGCUGAGGCCCUUUGCUCUAUAGGUUACAGGCUAACCAAGCUGGCCCAGGGGACAGACUGCAGAUACGGAUUCCCCUUACACUUGACAUUGAGUCUUACUGGCAUUGGCUGAGGGCUCUUUUAACCUUCACACCAAAGGGAGCAGGUUUAGGACAGGGAUGAAAUGUAAUAUAUGCCGAAGGCUUAUGAGAUCAGACUCCACCAACUGCAGUUAUCAGGAAGGUAUAAUGCCAGCUCACCCACAAGUCUGACUUAGCACAGGAGAAUGCUGGCUUCAGUGUUUUGUUAAGUGUGAUUGUUUUUACGUUUCCUGCCUGUGGUCUUGCAUCGUCUGACUUCUGCCUAUAAGUGAUUCCCUAAGUCUGAACACUUUCUCUGGUGUUAACAGAAAUACUUUGUUGAAACUGAGGUCUUUGGGGGACAGUCCAGAUCUCUGUAAAUAGACUGACUUGUUAUCAAACCAUGACUAUCCUGUUACUGUAUAACUUUCUCCAUGUUAUUUAUUUUUUCCAGAACUCACUCUUUUUGUGUAUAAAAUAUGGAGGAAGAGAUUUACUCUUGCAGAAAUAUUGUCCCCUGUAAGUGAUGUGGGUCUCUUUUUGAAUGGAAAGAACAGAGGCAUUCUCUAUAGAGAACAUAGUGACAUUUUGAAGGAAAUUCUGACUCCUAUCCAGGAGGCCACUGGCCCUCUGGCUGCUGACAGUCUGACUGUGGUCAUUUUUGGUGCUUCUCCCAUUCAGACCUUUGGUCAAUCAUGAAAGGCAGCUGGGCAGCUUCUGUCCCCACCUCCCUCCCUAGCCUGGCCUUCCAGCAGGCUCAGAAGGGAAUCUUCCAGUGAACAUGGUACAGGGAGCCUUACCAAGUCCAUCUGUGCUCAUUAUGUGAAGAGAAAUAAGGACAUAACGUUUCAGUGAGCACCAGUCUCCUAGCUAGCUCAUGGUGCUGUGGCUUCCCUAUCCACCUUACCCCACUUUUCACACACAUUGGCCCAAUUGAGCUCACAAGAACAUAGGGUAUUCUCUGAUCUGCUUGCAGCUCUUGAAGGAAUUUCAAAUGACAGGAAAAGCUUGACACCCAAACAGGGGACAACAGCAUUUGCAGGUUUGCUUGAGUAUUUGCAUGAGUAAAGAAUGGCUUCAGGCCUGUACUGUGACCACAGGGCCAGUGUGGCAAUCCCAAGGGAGCAGACAUGUAUCCCUUUGGAUCCUGCCGCAGUGAGCAUAGCAAAAAUCAAUAUAUCCAAAUUACUGUUUGCAGGAAUGUUAGUCUUUGCAAUUAAGCAAUAAGCACUUCAUUUGUGAUAAAAUAAACAGGUAUGCACUAUAAUAGCAAAAUGUUGGAAAUAUAUUUCUACAGAAUAACCUCCAGGGCAUCCAUACAACCGAGUGCCACCUUGUACAGAAGGACGAUGAGUGACUCUGAACUCACAUGAGGAAACGCACCAUAAGCACUUAAAACAGGCUGAUUUGUGUGCAGGAAGAAGAGCUAUAAAAUCCCAUUUAUGUGCCUGCUCACUUGAAAUAUUCUAAACUGCAUACUAUGAGGAAUUGGAAGAAAUUACAUGAUUGUAUAUCAGAAUACAUCCACAGUACAGGCUAGAAAAGAUGAAACAUGUCUGGAGCUCCAUUAGGAAAACAGCAGCCUUAGUUUAGCUUCUUCAUGGUUAAGGUCAGGGUGAGAGAUGCUUGGUCAUUCUGUCUGUACAAUGUUCAUGUUGUUGUUUGUGUUAAGUCAUGAGUACAGAGCAGCCUUGUUUUGUCUUGAUCCCUCUUAGUCAAAGAGGGGCCUUGUUUGAUGUUGGCAUUCUGAGAAAUUGUUUGUGUCUAAGGAGAACAAAAGGGCUGUGCUGUGCUGGCCAAGCCAGCUGUGGGUAACACUGAAGCUAAGGCUUAAAUGACCAUGCCAAUCCAACUCCAUGCGCAUCUCCUUCUCUGUAAGACAACUGGUAAAUGUCAAAUAUGGUCUAUAGGUCAAUAAAUGGGGCUGUUAUGAAUAUUAAUUUCUGAGUAUCAGUGAAGAUUUUGGUUGAGUGAUGUUAA
This is a messenger RNA of Microtus ochrogaster (prairie vole), 6894 nucleotides long. It is a transcript of the gene Dipk2b, whose product is annotated as divergent protein kinase domain 2B. The record is from RefSeq and is a predicted model, not a curated record. NCBI's taxonomy places the organism in Eukaryota, Metazoa, Chordata, Mammalia, Rodentia, Cricetidae.